Molecule: messenger RNA, 5153 nt
Organism: Trichosurus vulpecula (common brushtail)
Lineage: Eukaryota; Metazoa; Chordata; Mammalia; Diprotodontia; Phalangeridae
Gene: MRPL17
Product: mitochondrial ribosomal protein L17
Exons: 3
Coding region: 108-608 (166 amino acids)
Biological process (GO): translation
Cellular component (GO): ribosome; mitochondrial large ribosomal subunit
Molecular function (GO): structural constituent of ribosome
Source: RefSeq, a predicted model, not a curated record
ACGCAUGCGCAGUUACAGUCACUUUGGACUCAGGCCAACGUCUGCGUGCAUAUUCUAAUUCGUGGCGUAGUUCCGGUUCCGGGUGGAGAAGGGAGUAACUGGCCACCAUGCGACUCUCUGUUGUCGCUGCCAUCUCUCAUGGGCGAGAGUUUCGCCGCCUGGGCCUGGGCCCCGAAUCCCGCAUCCAUUUACUGCGCAACCUGCUGACAGGGCUAGUACGCCACGAGCGUAUCGAAGCUCCUUGGGCCCGCGUCGACGAGAUGCGCGGCUAUGCUGAGCGGCUCAUUGACUACGGGAAGCUGGGAGACACCAACGAGAAGGCGAUGCGGAUGGCUGACUUCUGGCUAACGGAAAAGGACCUGAUCCCAAAACUGUUCCAGACACUAGCUCCUCGUUUCAGCAAUCAAACUGGGGACUAUACAAGAAUGUUUCAGAUUCCAAACCGUGAAAACCUGGACCGGGCCAAGAUGGCAGUGAUUGAAUACAAGGGGAACCCCCUCCCUCCAUUGGUGGUGCCACGUCGGGACAACAAUCGCACACUCCUCAAUCAGUUACUUGUGGGCCUUCGCCAGGAUCUGGAACAGAAGCCCCCAGGUUCUACUGCAUAAAGACCCCAAGGGUAUAGUUCAGAACAGCACAGCCCAGAAGACUUCAUUCUUGUUGGGGUAUUCCAGCCUGGUAGUCUGUGAGGGCAAACAGCCUGUAUUGCCUUCCUCUCUCUGGCUUCCCUGGAAGUUCAGGGUCACUGUCUUCCCUUGUUACUAGGGAACCUCAGGCAAAACCACACUGUGGACACAGGAACAGAGCAAGAGAUAAAUGCAUGUGUGGGACAGGCCAUUGUCCCUGGAGUCAUUCUGUUCUGCCCUGAGGAAGGAAGGACAGACUGAUAGGCUUCAGUUUGUACAAUAGAUGGUUCCGAUACAGUUGUUGUGUGUAGUUUGAAUGCUGUUUUUGUCCUUUCUCUCUCUGGCCUCCAAGGUGAGACUAUUCUCCAAGGCCUGGCUCUGGACAGGGCUCCCCUGAGAUUCCCACCUAAGCCAGAAGCUUCAGAGGACAUUACAGCUAUCCUUCUGUGUCCAGGCAGGGACACACAGAACUUCUUCCCCAACUCUCUGUAGUACCCUUGGGUGGACUAAGCUUAUUCUCUGUACCCUGACUCUCUUCUUGCCACACUUACACACUUCAGCUUGGGAGAGUAUUGUUAGACCCCAAGAAUUUGAAGACUUUGCAGGAAUGGGAUGAAGAAGGUGCAUACAAAGCUGAGGAGGACCAUCCAGGUGUCCCCCAACAUACAUAUGGGCUAACCUGUAUAAAUGGGUGUGAUAAGGGGGAAUCCCAAAACCAGCUUCAGUAAGGUCAGCCCAGGGUGGGAAUCAGGAUGUAGAUCCUGCUGGGAAUUUCCUGGAAAUAUUUCCCAUGUACUGACUUUCAGUCUACUUUCUGGGGAGAGAGGAAAUCCGGCUCUGUGAGCAAUGAGACUCAUUCAUAUGGGGAGCCUUAGAGCUUUAGGUGCCACAGAACUAAAGGAAAUCCGAAGUCAACACCCUUUUCUCCACCCCUAAAUACACAACCCCACAACUAUCACCAGAUUAGCACACAUAUAAGAUUUAAAUGUAGGUAAGACAUUCCCUUCUGGAAGCUAAGUGAAAAUAGUCAAGGAUAGAAUCCUAUGACUAUGGUUUUUCUCUAGAGGGAUAGGAAGAAGGGUAAUAAACUGACCACUAAAAUAAAAUUCUCUAUUUUGGUCACAUUAGGAUAAUAGGAAAUGCUAGUCUUGGGUACUUUCAAGAAUAAUGUUUUAAGGGGAUCCUAACCUUACUCAUUCUGCAGUAAAAUGAUGUGAAAAUAAUGGCCCUGGCUGUUUCCUUGGACAGCGAUUCAAAAUAUGGUAACCCUAAGGGAGAAUUUGUGGAGAAGUCGUGGCCCAGGUCUCAGGAGCAAAGAUGGGGUACUGGUCAAUCCUGAACCUAGUCAUUUCCUUACACAGUGAUGGAAGAAUCCUAGCAAUAGGUUUUGUCUGUAGGAGAAUGGUAGGGACAGUCACUACCCAGACAGAGAGGGGGAAUCCUAAACCUGGCCAUUUCUGGGUAUAGUUAAAAAUUCUAGUGCUGGUUACCUGAUGGGGGAAUAAUGGGGAACCUUGGUCUUAAUGUUGUAAACUGACCCUGGUCGUUUUUGCACGUGAUGAUCAGGAAUCCAGGCCUUGGUUAUUCUGGGAAAUUCAAAAUCCUCCUUCUUAGUCAGUUUUGAUUAUUUGAUAUCUUGUUCGCUGUAGUAAAAUAAUAGGAAAUUCAGACGAUGGAAUAAUGGGAAAAGUUUCAUCUCUAGUAACACAAAAGAAGAGUGAAGGGAAAUUCUGGUCCUGGUUGCUCCUUAAAACAGUGAAAAGAAAUCCUGAUUCAGGUAAUCCUGUGGGUCUACGAGAGCUAAUUCUAGCCCUACAAUAUAUAGGACCAUGAUGGAGAAGUAAUGGCCCUGUUCAAUCUGGGGGACAGUGAUGGGAGAAUUGUAACGCUUUUUACCAGUUCAGUAGUGGGAGAGUCCCAGCACUUAGCAUUUCUUGCGAGUGAUGGGGAAGGCUUGACCUAGAACAUUUUUGUGGGACAGAGGUAAGAUUUGAAGUCAACAAGCACUUGCUAUCUUCUGUGUUCCAGACACUGAUAAGCGCUAGGUGUACAAAGAAAAGCAAAAGGAUAGCCCCUGAUUUCAAGGAGCUCGGUCUAAUGGAGACAACAUGAAAACAACUGGACAAACAAAUGUAUGCCAGAUAAAUUGGAGAUUAUCUACGGAGGGAAGGCAUUCAAGGGGAAUUGGGAAAAAUCUUUUAGAAACUGGGGUUUUUAACCUAGACUUAAAGGAAGCCAGAAGGCAGAGAUGAUAAGGGAGCACAUUCUGUUCACGUAAGACAGCCAGUGAAAAUUCUCUGAGUUGGGAGAUGGAGUGUCUUGUUUGAGGAAGAGCGAAGAGUCUAGUGUCACUGGAUCACAGAGUGAGUGGAAGGGAAUAAAAUGUAAGGAGCCUGGAGGAAAGAAGGGAAGGGGGUGGAGGUGAUAGCCACUGGAAUUUAUUGAAUAGAGGAGAUGAUGUGGUCAGAUCUGCGACGUUUGACACCCAAAUGGAGGGUGGACUGCAGAGGGGAGAGACAAGGCAGGGAGACCAACCAGAAUGCUUUUGUAGCGGGCCAGGUGUGAGGUGAUGAAGGCCUGCACCAGGGUUAUGACAGUGUAAGAGGAGAGAAGGGGGUAUAUAGGAUAAAUGUUGUAAAGGUGCAAGUGGCCAAACAUAGCAGCAAAUUGGAUUGGAGGGGAGAACGAUGAAAGGGUGAAGAACUGACGACAGAUUUUGAGCCUGGGUGACUAGGAGGAUAGUGGUGCCCCAGACAACGACAGGACAGUUAAGAAGAUAGGAUAAGAUGAUGAAUUUGGUUUUGGAAAUGUUGAGUUUAAAGUAUCUAUGGAAUAUCCAGUUUGAGAUGUCCCAAAAGGCAGUUGGAGAUUUGAAUCUAGAGGUUGAGAGAUUAGGACUGGAUAAGUAGGUCUGAGAAUCAUCAGCAUAGAGAUAAUACUAGAGUCUGUGACGGUGAGUCACCAAGUGAAAUAGUAAAGAGGGAAAAGCGAACAGGGCCCAGGACAAAACCUUGGGGGACAUCUGUAGUUAGUGGGAAUUACCUGAACAAAGAUUUAGUUAAGGGCUAAGGACUAUGCAGAUAAGUAAGUGGAGAACUAGAAGAGAACAGUGUUACAGAAAUCUAGAAAGAAAUGUUAGGGAGAAAAAGAUGAUGUACAAGGUCAAAGACUGAAGAGAUCGAGAAUAUUCAUUGAGAAAAGGCCAUGAAAUUUGACAAUACAAGAUUAUUGGUAACUUCAGAAAAUGUAGUUCGAGCCAAAUGAUGAUUUUGGAAGCCAGACAGACUUGAGAGAGAGGAGGAAGUGAAGGCACUUAUUGGAGAUCAUCUCUGAGUCUGUUCAUCAAAGGGAGGAGAGAUACAGGAUGAUAAUGGAACUAGGCAUACCAACUGAGAGCGUUCAGUAAAACAUUAAUUUAUCACCUUUGUUGUGGAAUAAAGGUCACUGGUUGGCAGGUCGGAUUGUUCAGUUUUUAUUAGAAGGAUCACCAAUUGGGAGACAGAUUCUACAAAACUUUUCAGUGAGCUUCAGUACUCCGGAUAUUUUCAUAUUUCAGUCACAUAACAUGUUGGAGUCAGGGUAUAUGGGAGGUUCAGACUUUCCUGAGUACCAAAAUUGAGAUAUCUUGCAAGAUGUUGCUGAGGGAAAGAGAAUGAAUAGCCUGUUGAUAAGGCUCGGACAGGUACUUAAGGGGGUUAGCUGUAAUAAGAACUAUGCAUACAAAGAAAAUAAUGAAAAAAAAAUUCCCAGCCCUCAAAAGAGUGAGUGUAUGUGCGUACGUGUGCAUCGGUAUAUAUUAUAUUGGACCAUGGAUACACUAUAUACAAUAAUAGUGUAAUCCUGGACUUAAUCCCUUUGAGAUAGUGCUAGGUGUCUCCUGACCCUGGACCCUCUAGGAAAGUGAAAGAAUAUUGGCCCUGGGUACUUUCAGCAAUGAGGGAGGUGAGGCAGGAGAGGAAUCUUGACCCUAAUGCAACUUCAGGGAGUUCAAUGGAUAAUCCUAUACCCUAGUUACUUUUUAGCACAGUGAUGGAAAGCAUUGGGAAAUCUUGGCCUAGGCUACUGUGCGAUUUGAAGAUGGAAAAUACUGGCCCUGAUCAAUCUAUGUGUCACUGAUGGGCAAAUCCUGGCAGGUGUCACCACAAAUAACAAUAAUGAGGAAAUUCUAGCUAUGGUCAAUCAUCCUGCAUUUAAUAAAUACUGUGUGCUGCUAGAUUCCUGGGAAUGCAAAUACAAAAAUGAAAUAGUCCCUAUCCUUAAGAAGCUCAUAUUGGUUGUUCUCUGGGACAACGUAGAGGUAAUUUAGACACUUGUCACUGAGAUGAUGAGAGAAUCCAGAACAUGGUCCUUCUAUUGAUAAUGAUGGAAUCCUGGUUCUGGGUCCCUUCAGGACAUCAUCCAUUAAGAGAUGAAAAGAAAUCUACUCAUGAAGUUUAAGAUGUUGGUUUCUUUGUCUUCUAUGUCAUCCUGUUGGCUCAUUCUAAGCUUAAAGUCCAAUAAAACGCCCAAAUCUUUUUUUCCCUGAAA